This is a messenger RNA of Tetrahymena thermophila SB210, 771 nucleotides long. RefSeq names its product transmembrane protein, putative. The record is from RefSeq and is a predicted model, not a curated record. The transcript has 2 exons. NCBI's taxonomy places the organism in Eukaryota, Ciliophora, Oligohymenophorea, Hymenostomatida, Tetrahymenidae.
AUGAUAAUUUUCUGUCUUUCAAUAAAUAUAAAAUUUUGUUAUUGUUUGUCUUUAUUAUUGAAUAAUUAUGUGGUAAUAAUUUAAUGGUUAUUUAUUUUAAAAGAAGAUUAUUUUUAUUUUUUAGAUUAAUUAGUUUUAUAUAUAAAUAAAUUGGAAGUCAUAUAGAUACAAACAAGAUUUUAACGAUCGAAUGAUGGAUUCAAUAUAAAAAGAUAGAUCUAUAUAUCUGUCUUAACAUAUGAGACAAAUUGUAAAGAUUGCUUAAAAUAUAGAUAGAGAUAAGCGAAGAAGGUAAUAGAUAAGCAAUUUAAGAGGUUGAUUUUUAAUAUUAUUAACUUUGAUAUAAAAGAAGAAAUGGUAAAAGAGUUAGUGCAAAUGAGGCAACUAACUGGAUUUAUUUUCAUCAAAAAAGAAAUAUGCUUAUAUUUUAAUAUUACUUUUAAAAUGACUUCAAAGGUUGUUAUUAUUUUAUAUUAAUUUUAAUUACAAAACAAUUAAAUUUAGAAAGUAAGAAUUUAAACAUUUUAACUCUUAAAAAAAUAUACAAAUAACAAACAAACAAAAAAACAAGUAAAAAAAGCAAAAAUUAAAAGUAAAAAAAAAUACAAAUAACGAGAGUAUAUAAUAAAUUGUUUAAAUAUUGUUUUAACUUAAGACCAUAGCUAGCACUAAAUUUAAGUAGAGAAAAGAGCUUUUGAUUUCUAUAUUAAAACCAUAAAUAAAUAAGUUCAAACAAAUAAGUUUAAAUUUAAAAGUUAGCUGCUACUUUGA